Molecule: messenger RNA, 1896 nt
Organism: Olea europaea var. sylvestris
Lineage: Eukaryota; Viridiplantae; Streptophyta; Magnoliopsida; Lamiales; Oleaceae
Product: glutathione reductase, cytosolic-like
Exons: 17
Coding region: 207-1694 (495 amino acids)
Biological process (GO): glutathione metabolic process; cellular response to oxidative stress; cell redox homeostasis
Cellular component (GO): cytosol; mitochondrion
Molecular function (GO): flavin adenine dinucleotide binding; NADP binding; glutathione-disulfide reductase (NADPH) activity
Source: RefSeq, a predicted model, not a curated record
AGUAACCUGGUCAACUGCGAAACAAGAAACCGGCUCUCCCUCUUUCUCUCUCUUCUACGAGACUACAACCACAACUGUACAUGCAUAAAAGGUAUAUCACACCAUUCAGAGUAUUGAUCGUGGCGAUCUUCUGCAUCAAGCACUCAAAUUCAAUUUAGACACCUACCCGAUCAAAUUGAAAAAAGAAUAAAUAAAGUAUUAUCAUUAUGGCAAGGAAGAUGCUUAUUGAUGGGAAGCUAGGCAAUCCCAAUGGAGAGGAGACUCACUAUGACUUUGAUUUGUUUGUGAUUGGAGCCGGUAGUGGUGGAGUCCGUGCCUCGCGAUUUUCAGCACAGUAUGGAGCUAAGGUUGGGAUCUGUGAGCUCCCAUUUCAUCCUAUAAGCUCUGAAGUUAUUGGAGGAGUUGGCGGAACGUGUGUAAUUCGUGGUUGUGUUCCCAAAAAGAUUUUGGUCUAUGGUGCUUCCUUUGGGCCUGAACUGCAGGACGCGAGGAGUUAUGGGUGGGAACUGAAUGAGAGAAUUGAUUUCGAUUGGAAGAAACUUUUGCAGAAAAAGACAGAGGAAAUAGUCAGAUUGACUGGUAUCUAUAAGCGAUUACUUGCAAAUGCGGGAGUUAAACUAUUUGAAGGAGAGGGAAGAGUUGUUGGUCCUAAUGAAGUUGAAGUGGUCCAAUUGGAUGGCACCAAGAUUAGCUAUUCAGCAAAAAACAUUCUGAUUGCAACGGGAAGUAGGGCUCAACGUGUAGCUAUCCCAGGGCAGGAAUUGGCUAUAACAUCUGAUGAGGCAUUGAGCUUAGAAGAGUUACCUAAGCGAGCUGUUGUAUUUGGGGCGGGGUACAUUGCUGUUGAGUUUGCUUCAAUAUGGCGUGGGAUGGGUGCAACAGUUGAUUUAUUUUUCAGAAAGGAACUCCCUUUAAGAGGAUUUGAUGAUGAAAUGCGAGCAGUGGUUGCAAAAAAUCUAGAAGGCAGGGGUAUUAAAUUGCAUCCUACAACAAACUUAACUGAGCUGGUGAGGACAGAAAAUGGUAUAAAAGUUUGCACUGAUCAUGGUGAAGAAUUGAUGGCUGAUGUGGUACUCUUUGCUACUGGUAGGGCCCCCAACACAAAAAGAUUGAAUCUCGAAGCUGUAGGUGUUGAACUUGAUAAGAUUGGAGCUGUUAAGGUUGAUGAAUACUCUCGAACAAACCUACCUACCGUAUGGGCUAUAGGUGAUGUUACGAACCGCAUGAAUCUUACUCCUGUUGCUUUAAUGGAAGGGAGCUGUUUUGCAAAAACCGUUUUUGGCGGAGAACCUACGAAACCUGAUCAUACUAAUGUUCCCUGUGCUGUCUUCUGUAUACCACCAUUGUCUGUAGUUGGGCUCAGUGAAGAACAGGCUAUAGAGCAAGCAAAUGGUGAUAUUUUGGUUUUCACAUCAACGUUUAACGCAAUGAAGAACACCAUUUCUGGACGGCAAGAAAAGACAUUUAUGAAACUUGUCGUGGAUGCUGAGACUGAUAAAGUUCUUGGAGCGUCCAUGUGUGGGCCAGAUGCACCUGAGAUCAUGCAGGGCAUUGCUAUUGCACUCAAAUGUGGAGCAACCAAAGCACAAUUUGAUAGCACGGUCGGAAUACACCCUUCGGCUGCUGAGGAGUUCGUGACAAUGCGGUCUAUCACGAAACGAAUAGCUGCCGGUAAACCAAAGACAAACCUAUAGACAUUAAUAGGCGAUUUAUGGAGUAUUGAUUCAAAGAUGUUUACAGCUGCAACAGUGAAAUAACAAGUUGAAAUUUAGUUUAUGCAAUUUGGUUGUAGUGUUGUAUUUGGAAAAGAACUUGCACCUUACUUUUGCAAUGCCUUUUGUGUCAAAACUACUAUUCAUGAUGAAUAAAAGUAGCUGCAUUUUGUGUUUUGAGCUU